GGUGCUACCCGUGCUGUUUCCCACUGUUUCCAGUCAAAAGUGCCGUCCGGAACUCCGUACUCGGGAGCACGAGUAUCAAUUUAUACAAGUGGAAUAAAAAGUUCUCACGGCAUUAUUUACAGCGAAACGUAAUUAGUUAUUUCUGGUGAAUCCGCGAAAAGUGCUUCUAGUUAUCGCAGACAAGCGAAGACAGCGCGGGGAUCGAUCGGCAGUUUCUAACCUAACCUAAAAUCGGAGCUACGUGCAAUGGGUCUUGCACGGCAUCUUCAAUUCGCCAGCCGCACGAUCUUCGUUCAAAACAACGACGUGGAGAAGGCUUGUCGCAUAUUAAAUCGCAUACUGUCCAAGGAAGACAUCUUCGGCCAGUACAGGCGCACGAGGUACUACGAGAAGCCGACUCAGGUCAGACGUAGGAUCAACUUCGAGACGUGCAAGUCGAUCUACAACGAGGACAUGGAUAGAAAAAUCAAAUUUCUUCUACGCAAGAACAGAGUAGAUCCUUUUCCCGGUGCGUCGUAAGACUUAUCGAUCCCGUCUUAGAUUACAAUUAGAGUACAAUUGCAAAUCUGUCUACAAACUGGCGCCGUACAAUUUAUUUAAGAAUAAAUCAUUAUCAGAAAUAUAAGAAAACGGACAGCGAUGUUA
Temnothorax curvispinosus is the source of this 645-nucleotide messenger RNA. RefSeq names its product 28S ribosomal protein S21, mitochondrial (gene mRpS21). The transcript is spliced from 2 exons. The record is from RefSeq and is a predicted model, not a curated record. Gene Ontology annotation, cellular component: ribosome. Lineage: Eukaryota; Metazoa; Arthropoda; Insecta; Hymenoptera; Formicidae. Bases 247 to 519 code for a protein of 90 amino acids. Gene Ontology annotation, biological process: translation. Gene Ontology annotation, molecular function: structural constituent of ribosome.